Adineta ricciae is the source of this 552-nucleotide messenger RNA. NCBI's taxonomy places the organism in Eukaryota, Metazoa, Rotifera, Eurotatoria, Adinetida, Adinetidae. The record is from the annotation of a GenBank genome assembly.
AUGUCACACAAAUCAACACGGUUACACGAACAUGCGGAACAACAGCAGCAAGAACAAAAAAAUACGGAUCACCAUGAACAAACGUUCGAAGGGAACCAGCAACCACAAUUGCCAGAUGACGAUGUGACAGAUUUACCCGUUGAACCUGAAAUGGGAAUACAACACGAAGAAGAAGAAACUUUACACGCAUUAUACCAGAAAACCCAAUUGAUCGAAAACCAGCUUCAACAGAAAAUCCAAUUGAUCGAAAACCAGCUUCACCACGAAAUUCAAACUAUAAACGAUAAAAUAGAAAUUAUGACAAAUCAAUUCGAAGAACAGAUGAAGGAACUAAAAUCGAUUAUCCAGAACGAGCAAACAGCACGAGUUACAUCAAAUCGUUUAAUUGAACCUCGUGAUAUUCCAUUAGAACAACAAGGUGGAGUGACAUUCACUGAUCGACAGAAGAAAGUUUUAGAAAUUUAUAAUCAACGACAUGCAGCUAAUUUACAUAAAAUGGUGGAAAUUCCACGUUGCAUUAUUCCACCCGAGCUGAAAGCAAAGCAAGCAUAA